Boeremia exigua is the source of this 2955-nucleotide messenger RNA. RefSeq lists its product as uncharacterized. Bases 374 to 2827 code for a protein of 817 amino acids. The transcript has 2 exons. NCBI's taxonomy places the organism in Eukaryota, Fungi, Ascomycota, Dothideomycetes, Pleosporales, Didymellaceae. The record is from RefSeq and is a predicted model, not a curated record.
GCAUAUAACUCUUUCAAGUUCACCCCAUUCAAGCUAAGCUCUGCUUGCAAAUCCUUCCGAUUCCUGUCGACUACACAUCAUUCAUACUGUCCCGUUUUCCCAUUGAACUAGUCUCUAUUCUUUCAAGCUCAACCCUCGACAACUCUCAGCAUGGACCACUAAUACCUCGAGCAGCCCAUCAACCCGUAUACACACCUCUCCUAUUUCCAGCCGGUCUGCCGUCUGAGGAAGACCACUCUGGAUCAUCUGCAUCCUUUAUGGUCCGCUAACAUUGGCACCAUCAUCGACCGUGUGUGGGGUCUUGUUUAUACAACUCUAGUAUUGCCCCGACUAUUGAUGGAUCGUUGCCAGGCAUCAUAUUGAUACCUGAGCGAUGUUUGCGUUCCAUAAGAAUGAGACGCUCUCGCGCUCCAGACAGUCAUCUAUCGACUCACCUUUGUCUGAGUCCGCAAGUCUGACAUCGGUCCCCGACUCGAUGACCGCAUCGCAAUAUUCCGAUUCUUUCGACAUGGAAGGCAUGCACUCACCAGAACGGCGGCGAAAGGCUGCGUCAGGCAGACGAAGCUCUGUAUUCAAUAUGCGGUCAAGAAGUAACACAGCUGCUUCUACAGCUUCCUCCAUAUCUCCCAGCCAUACAGACAUGACCGUACACGACCAUGCCUCGCCCAGCUCACCACCUUCACUCCGCCAAGUCCCCAGCCAGAGCCGUCUCGAUAACGCUGGCCCAAGAAGGUCAAUGUUUCGUGGAAAGAUGGGCAAGAGGUUAAGCGAGUCGAUUGGAAGCGGCCUGGACAUCGAUGACUUUCCAGAAGCAGAUCCUGGGAAGAAGCGAGCAUCGUUCCUGCGAAAGCGCAAGGGUACCAAUGAGUCGGAGAGUUCACAUCACGAACUCAAGAACCGAAUCUCGAGUCCCUUCGAUUUUCAGCAUCUUACGCACGCCGGCCGACAUCAAAUAGCUGCGCUAGAACAGAACCCUGAGUCCGUAAUGGCAGCAGGGUGGGCCCAACAUGCCGCGCAGGCCUCCACUUCAGCAUCACAAGGAGCUCACCGUCCUCGACAGAGAUCGACCGACAAUCUGAUGGCCUCCAAGUCCGCCUGGAGAUCACCGCCCCAAAGCCCACGCCAAAGCGGCUGGCAACAACCUGAAUUUCAGAAUGGCGCAUCGCUAUCCCGACCGGAGCUUCGACUGACUCGGUCUGUCGAGAGUUUCUCGCAGCCAGGUAUGAAUCUUCGUGCUCAUCGGCAUUCAUCAUCGGUUGUCGCACCCCCACGGACAACUUCACUUCUUCCAGCAUCAUCCAUAACCAAUAUACCGGAGGAAAUGUCCACUAACCAAGCCUCAACCACGUCACCUUCCUUCCGCUCAAAAAGACAAUCAGGCAUAUGGGAUGCAUUCACACUGUCAGCUGUACCACAAGCGGAUCAACUUCCAGGGAUAGGGGAGGACUCGAGCUUUGUUGGCAACGCUGUGACAACACCAGACGACUCUGCGAUCCAGGCUAUGACACCACCCUUCAGUCCCAGUCUCGAAGAUGUUGCGGAAGAGCCAGAACGCUUCGUCAGCCCCAGGCCUGCCCCUCAGCCGCCUCGCCUGAAGACUCCAACGUCCCCGAAGCCGUUUUUCUCUGAGCCGUUCUCAUUCAAUCAUCAACGUUCUUCAGGUGUACGCACUCGACCAAGGGGGAACUCCCGUGCAUCACCAAAGUCUGCCAGCUUGAAUGUUUCCAAUGUUAGGCCCGUCUCACAUGUGUCCGAGACCUUUGCCUCGCCUAGCUCAACACGCGAGAGCCCUGUUCCUAGACCCACGACCACACGCCGCAAGUCGAACACAUGGCGGGCCAUCGAAGAGUCAUGGGAAGAAGACGUCGACUAUAUCUAUGAGCACGCCCUUGAGGCCGAGUGUGAUAACGACUGGGACUGUGUAUCAGAGGACGAGGAUUUUACUGACCGACACCGUGCGUUGACCCGAGCUAUCUAUGAAGAAAGACCUUCGAUCCCGGAAACCUUGCAGUCAUCUCAAUAUUCUGCCAGCAGUAAGCCCAUGUUCCAGUUGCAGAUGCCGUUCCCAGUUUCGCGCCUGCCUCCUAGCAAUGAUAGCGUUCCAGAACUGGGCACCGCAUCUACAGUAUCAGCUUCGACAACAGGAACUGCCUUGCAAACCCCAUUCCACGAGGCCGAAGGUUUUGCAUUGAGCCCGUCACUAUUACUUCCCCAGGACUACAAAGAGGUCGCGGAGACUUCUUACGAAGAUAUUUUGAAAGAGUAUGACGGUUCUGAUUGUCAUUUUCCCCUCAUGGAUCCAGACGAAAGUGCCACGAGCUCGACCCGCAGCAGUCGCGUUCGUUUCAGCCGCCGGAGCUCGUAUGACAGCAGCUUGGUGUCCUCUGCUCAGAGCUCUGGCCUCUGGCGCUCUCCCGUGAGGCGCUCGGCGAGUUCUGCUGGAAGCGUUCCGGAACUCGUACAUUCUCGUCGCACUCGCCAGCAUUUCAGCCUCGUUGUUGACGAGCUGUCCGAGCAGGUCGCAGCCAUGCAAGCGUUUGGCAGUGACGGCGAAGAGGAUGACGAUGUUACCCCGCCCGGGCCCUCUCGUCUUUCGACAGAACGAUCCUUUUUCACUUCCGCACAGGAACUGUCUGACAAUCAAAGCUACCAGCGCAACACACACUCUCACAAGCAAGCUCUCUCGGACGGCGCAGCCCAUCUACCAGUCUCGGCUGAGCAUGUCAAGCCUCGCGCCCGGGCAGCAACUACCAGCCGCACCAAUGAACAAGAGUACCUACAUCUCUUUCCCACACCACCAUCAUUCUCUCCUCCCAUCAGCAAUUAGAGAACGAAUUCCUAUCAUUACAGUACACCCUGUCCGCAAUGUCUUUCACCCUGGUGUAUUCUCAAAGCCUGGCCGGACCACGCUCUGACACGGUGUACGAUCCUUUCAUUAGUCUAUUUCAUUGUAUA